This is a messenger RNA of Triticum aestivum (bread wheat), 1329 nucleotides long. RefSeq names its product E3 ubiquitin-protein ligase BIG BROTHER. Gene Ontology annotation, molecular function: ubiquitin conjugating enzyme binding; ubiquitin-protein transferase activity. Lineage: Eukaryota; Viridiplantae; Streptophyta; Magnoliopsida; Poales; Poaceae. Gene Ontology annotation, biological process: negative regulation of organ growth; protein ubiquitination. The record is from RefSeq and is a predicted model, not a curated record. The coding region runs from base 274 to 873 and encodes 199 amino acids. The transcript is spliced from 6 exons.
ACAAGCCAAAAAAGAAGAGAAUAGAAGGGGGCAGCAUACAUACCAGUAGCCAGUAGGUAGUCUCCAUCACUUUGACUUCGGAGCAACCGCGACCACGUCGGUAGCAUAAAGCUUUCGCCCGUAGCGCAACAGCGCACGGCUGGCUCGGGUGAGAGAGACAGGGAAGGCGGAGGGGGCGGAGGCUGGGCGGCAGAGGCGGCGCCGUCACUCUGUUCUUGCGCUCAUCUCCAGAGGAAGCUGCAAAUUGCUGCAGGGGAGCGUCACGGUUCAGCAAUGGCAGCUCCGAAUACCUACGCCGUCCAUCUCUCCUCGGAGACCCACAAGAUCGAGGCCUGGUGCGAAUCGGACGAGGCUUUGGCUAAGCAACUGCAGGAGGAGGAGGAUUCGCUCGCUACAAGGGAAUUUGCCGGCAGCGUGUCCUUGGAACCAUCAUCACCAGCUGUUGAGUAUAGGCCUGCCAAUAAUGCAGCUCAGGUGGCGACAGAAGAUAAUGUCGAUCCGGAUAAUAUGUCAUACGAGCAACUGCAAGCAAUCGGUGAAGAAGUAGGAACUCAGUCCAGAGGAUUAUCUGAUGACCUGAUCAGCUACCUGGAGCCUUUUAGGAACAAAUGUAACUUCUUCUCCUGCAAAAAGAAUACCGAUGAGUACGUGACAGUUAGUUUUACUCUGAAUCGAUCAUCAUUUUGUAACCCUAUGAUGAACAAUAAUCGUGUGAUACCCCCAUGCAGAUGUGUGAUCUGCAAAUCGAGCUAUAAAAGCCUACAGAAGUUGAUAAGAUUGCCCUGCAGCCAUUGUUACCAUGCAAAUUGCAUAACUCGCUGGCUUAAGAUUAACAAGGCAUGCCCAGUCUGCAAUGAGGAGGUAUUCGGUUAACUUGCGAUGUUAGUGGAGACGUUGUGGCCUCCUCGCCGCAUCAUGAUAAUGGACAAUCUUGCUCUCCUAUAGCCUAUUAUACUAUAAAAUACUUGAUGGUCUACCGUGCUUUAAGAACAAAUGUAUUUCGGAUCAUGCCAUGUUUGAUGUCCCCCAACUUUGUUUUGUCAUUAAGGUAAUGAUAAAUAUGUGCGGGCAGUGGGUUAUAUAGUUCGCAAUUUUCCGAGAAUGCAACCGAGCAGGAGCAGCUAAGUAGAUGAUGUGGUUUGCUAUGUCUUGCACAGUCUUUACAUCAGCCCACUGUGUAAAGUCCGAAGCAAGAUUUGUAAAUGUUUAUAUAGGACGUCUCUUUUUGACUUUGAAAGGUUCAGACAAGUGUGUUCUGAGGUUUCCAAAAUUUUGGGAACAAAUCUUGCAUGUAAAAAUUAUAAUGGAAUGAACUGUGUUUUUCGCAAA